Epithele typhae is the source of this 897-nucleotide messenger RNA. RefSeq lists its product as uncharacterized. The transcript has 5 exons. Gene Ontology annotation, biological process: RNA processing. The record is from RefSeq and is a predicted model, not a curated record. Gene Ontology annotation, molecular function: ribonuclease III activity. NCBI's taxonomy places the organism in Eukaryota, Fungi, Basidiomycota, Agaricomycetes, Polyporales, Epitheliaceae. The annotation marks the transcript as partial.
CCCUCCAUCGACGGAGAGGCUAUGCUCGAGAUUUUUGUACACGCCUCCAUCCGCUUCGCUGGUCUCCCCAUGAAUUCCAACUCUCCCUAUGGCGACGGGCAUCGGCUGCGUGUGAUAGGAUCCAAAAUGCUCGAGGCCGCUUUCUUGAGUGCGAUCUUCGACCAAACACCGAUGAAAACUGGGGAGGAUAUGGAGGCUGAAAUCAAGAAUCUUGACCAACGUGUGGACAAGUGGGUAGAGGGCUACAAGUGGCGCGAGAAGGUGCGCCACGGUAAGGAUGUUGACAUGAGAAGCCAGGCGGAGACUCGCGCUCUCAUGGAUGCGUACGUCGGCGCAGUGUUCGUCGGGAGCGGCUUCACGGCUGUCCUCAACUGGAUCUCUGCCCUAGUUGAUCCUUCUGCCCCUCCCAAGGCUCAACCAGGGGCUCCCGAUGUGAAGCGCACGCGAAUGGAUUCCCCGUUCACCGGAAACCCAAUGGGCUACACUCCCUAUCCAAGUCAGCACUUUCCCUCCUCCCCAGGAUACGCGCCGUCGCCUCCUUCCAUGCACCCACCUCCCCCUCCUGGCAUGCCUCCUCCUUUGCCGCCUAUGUCUGGCCAGCCCCAAUCCACCUUUCUUCCCCUCUUCAAUCAGACCGCGCAGCAACGCCGGAUAGAGGUUCAAUACCCCGCGCAGUUCUCAGGACCGCCGCACGCGGGGAGAUGGACCGUGCAAUGCCUCGUCAACGGGGACGUGAAGGGCACCGGCACCGGACCAAGCAAACAGCUCGCCAAGGAAGAAGCUGCAAGGCAAGCAUAUCACGCGAUGGGCUGGGCUCCACGUAUGUUGGGCAUUUCUACGUCUGGUGUCUUUGCUGACAUCAAGGACCAGGAGUCUGAGUGCAGCCCCCGGCCAUAG